Molecule: messenger RNA, 342 nt
Organism: Anisakis simplex (herring worm)
Lineage: Eukaryota; Metazoa; Nematoda; Chromadorea; Rhabditida; Anisakidae
Source: the annotation of a GenBank genome assembly
GUGACGAAAUCUUCAAAUCGUGCACUGCCGUUCGACCUGCAGCAACGUCUGAAAGAAACUCGACUGAACGCAUUUGUUUUUGAGGCGUCCAACGAACGUCAUCUUUUGAGUCAAUUUUUGUGUCGUAUGCAAAAUUUGAAUCCUGAUGUUGUGUUGGGUCACGAUAUGCCGACCCGUUUGUCGACACUUGUCAGUCGUUUGGAGAAACUGAAAAUAGCGCAGUGGUCUCGAAUCUGCCGAUUGAAACGCUCGAUUGCUCUGAAGCAAUUGGGACGAUCCAAAGCAGCACAAUGGGAGUUAACCGCCGGUCGACUUAUUGUGGACAGUAGGCGAGUUGAAUGA